Echinococcus granulosus is the source of this 1668-nucleotide messenger RNA. RefSeq lists its product as hypothetical. The coding region runs from base 1 to 1668 and encodes 555 amino acids. The transcript has a single exon. Lineage: Eukaryota; Metazoa; Platyhelminthes; Cestoda; Cyclophyllidea; Taeniidae. The record is from RefSeq and is a predicted model, not a curated record.
AUGACCGACUUCAAUCCUCGAGAGCUGGAAUGCCAAAAGCCCCAGGUGUUUGGAUGCGAUAAUCUUCAAAUCAGUAAGGAAGCUACAAAUCUUUGCGGCAACUCAAUGAAACCGAAGACUCAAACAGAGUGCCCCUUCCAUGAUGAUUCGGAUAAGGCCUUUGAAGCAGAAAUGUUUGACCAGUUCUGUGCUCUUGGAUCAGCGAUGUCGUUCGAAAAUCAGACAAAAGAGUUCGAAAACGAUGUUGAAAGAGUUUUGAUAUUAUUAAAUGAAUUGAAGAAUAUUUUGGCUAAUGGAAACUGUUCUGGAAACAGAAGUUUUGGCCCACAAGCACUGGAACUGGUCAAAUGUCUAGAAAACCUUGUAAAUGGUGACUCAUUGGCCAAUGAAAAUGAUUAUCUGACGCAAAAUUUUUCAGCAGGCAUACUGAGUGAAGAUUUCGACAUAAUGCGCCCUGACGCCAUCAAGCCGGAUAUUGAUCUCAAUACAAGGUUUAAAGACAUGAUGUGUAAGUUGUACAGCGAGCUGGAACUACUGGAGGAUGAGGUGAAAGAAAGGGUAAUUUCAAAUUUGGAGAAAAUGCGCGAAACACUAAUGAACGAUGAACCAAUGAAAGGGGAAACAGAAGACAUGCCUUGUGACGAGGAUGCAAAUGAAGCACAACACGAAGGAGGAUCAAAUUCUGCUCCAAUGGAGUGCGAAGAUGGUACACGAGAAAAUGAGCAAACUGGAGAGAAUGCACUUUUAAAUGGCAAUAUGGAUCCUGAAUUUCAGGUGGAAACUGAUCCUCCAGAUAAGGAAAUUCAUGACACUGCAAAACAGUCUUUGACAGAGGAUAAUGAAGGAAAUGAAAACAACUUGAGCGGUCAUCUGUUGAAUGUGUUCCCGAAGAAGGAGGAAGCAGUUCUAAGUGAUGCUUCUAACAAUUCUGUGACGGAAAGUCAAUCAAAUUUUUCUUUGACUGCCGACAUUCGAGAAAAGAUUACGUCACUUCUCUGUAAACGGGACAGAUUAACCUUAUUAGAGUUCAAAGGAAAACUGCUCUCUGUACUGCACGAUUUGGAUGACAUUUUGGACACAUUUGAAACCAAACUUACUACUUCGAAACAGCUUCCUCUAUUUGACCAACAAGAUCGUCAGAACCCUAUUAAGCCCACUGCAAGUUUGUUUUGGGUGAUGUCUUGCCUGAAGAAUUUCAUUCGACGUGUUGAGCCGAACCUGCAAGUUCCAGAAUGUAAUCUAGAGGCUAAGAUAUGUAGUCUGUUAUGCGUUUUCUCCUACCUAUUGCAGUUACACCAUCCCGAUUCGUCCAAUUUGGGAAUGGCAAAGGAAGUUUUGAAGUGUCUUGAUAUUGAGCUCUCUAGGCAGGGCGCAGGGACCUCCGUGCUCGCUGCUUAUACGCGUCAGUUGGAGGAAAUGGUUAUGAAUGCAAAGGCAGUUAAAACCGAUACCAAAGUGGAGGAAAACGCUGAAACUGGCUCAAUAAACUCCUUCGAAUUUGAAAAUACUAAUCAUAUUCAUCAAAUUAGACCAGCAGUUGCGGAAGGUGCAGAGAACACACAAAGUGCCCCACUGAAUGCUGAUACCAAUAACGAUCCGGAUGGAAUUAGCCAAACAGCCAGUCCAUUGGCAGACGAAGUUGAGUGUAAGGAAGCGGCCAAUUCCUGA